AUGACUGCCCAACUUCUCACUGUUGUUUUCAAUGCAAUACGGAAAGCCUCCUGUGUUGCCGCUGCCGCCUGCACACAUGGAGCUUUGCCGGAUGCUAAUCUUGCCCAACUCUUGAGUGACACUCGGGAUCGAAACAAGCAUCUGGGAGAAGAAAUCAAAGAACUUCAGCAGAGGUUGGGAGAAGUACAAGGUGACAACAAGGUACGGCGUGCCUUUCUUCCCCUGGGUUUUCCUUGCAGGCAGCUGCUGAAGGACCCGCAGGUGCUGUUUGCGGGCUACAAGGUCCCCCACCCGCUGGAGCACAAGAUCAUCAUCCGGGUGCAGACCACCCCCGACUACAGCCCCCAGGAGGCCUUCACCAACGCCAUCACCGACCUCAUCAGCGAGCUCUCCCUCCUCGAGGAGCGCUUCCGCGUCGCCAUCAAAGACAAACAAGAAGGAAUUGAAUAGCAGAAUGCGCUUGGAAACGGACGAUUUUGUGUUUUUCCCCCCAGUAGCCGACUAUAUCAAAGAGCAAGGAUGCACCCGAUGUUUUCACCAGAGCUUGUAUGUUAACUAAUAAAUUAUACUUUUGUUUUUUAA
Messenger RNA from Anolis sagrei ordinatus, 582 nucleotides. NCBI's taxonomy places the organism in Eukaryota, Metazoa, Chordata, Lepidosauria, Squamata, Anolidae. The record is from RefSeq and is a predicted model, not a curated record.